AUGUCAGUCUUGUUUCGUUAUGGUCAUUCCUCGUGGAAUAGAAUCAGCCCGUUGAAUUUGUCACUGAAACGUACUCAAAGCACAGUUUCAUCAUUAUUCAGUAAGAAUGGAACAAUCAAUCCAAAGAAACCGGUUAUUACGACACGCAGUGAAAUCAAAGAUGCGCGUCGUAUUAUUGUUAAACUGGGUACUGCUUUGAUUACACGUGAAAACGAAGAUGGUCUGGCAAUUGGUCGUCUAGCAUCAACAGUUGAACAGGUUUCGCAAUUGCAAAAUGAAGGUCGACAAAUGUUAUUAGUCACCAGUGGAGCAGUGGCGUUCGGUCGGCAAGUUCUACGUCAAGAAGCAAUGAUGACAAUGACCAUGAGAAAAUCUCUUUCACCAAAAGAUAUGCUGCAAAACAGUCGAGUAGCUAUACAAAGACAAGCGUGUGCGGCGUUUGGACAAAAAGGUCUCAUGUCAUUUUAUGAACGCAUGUUUCAACAAUAUAAUAUCGGCGUGGCACAAGUCCUAGUAACUAAGAGCGAUUUUUACAAUUCGCAUAGCCGAAAGAAUUUGCAAGCUACGUUGGAUGAGUUACUCAAUUUAAAUAUUAUUCCUAUUCUUAAUACCAAUGAUGCUGUUGCAGCAAUAUUAGACACAGAUGCCGAAGUGACAGCAGCUAAAGAUGGUAUAGUCAUCAAUGAUAAUGAUUCAUUAGCCGCACGAUUAGCUGUGUUAAUAUCAGCAGACUUGUUAUUGAUUAUGAGUGAUGUGAACGGUUUGUAUACAGGGCCACCGGAUCAGGAAGGUUCGAGAUUAUUGCAUACCUUUUGUCCAAAGCAAGAUGCACAAAUGAUUGCAUUUGGUGCUGGGUCUAAAGUGGGCACAGGUGGAAUGGAAUCGAAGGUCAAAUGCGCAUCAUGGGCAUUGGAGCAUAACGUUGGUGUUGUUAUUAGCAAUGGUCAACUCGACAAAGGAAUGUUGAAUAUUAUGGAUGGAAAACAAAUCGGAACAUUCUUUACAAAAGUUCCGAAUCAAGGUGUACCAGCUGAAGUACAAGCAGUAAAAGCACGCGAUGGUAGUCGGCAAUUACAAAAGCUGUCGAGCGACGAACGUCGAUCGAUUAUCAAUAAAAUGGCAUCGAAUUUACUUGAUUAUUCAAACGAUAUUCUUCAAGCGAAUAAGUUUGAUUUGGAACAGGCGAAAAAAACUGGUCUCAAAUCAUCAUUAGUCUCUCGUCUCGGCUUAUCAGAGAAGAAAUUACAAACCCUAUCUGUCGGUCUUCAACAGAUUGCGGAAAAAGCGGACGUACUUGGACAAACAGUUCGACGCACACGUCUUGCAGACGGUUUAAUGUUGAAACAAAUUACAACACCCAUUGGGGUUCUUUUGGUCAUAUUCGAAUCCCGACCCGAUAGUUUACCGCAAAUAGCGGCUCUCUCGAUAUGUUCUGGUAAUGGCCUUCUGUUGAAAGGCGGUUCCGAAGCAAAAUAUUCCAAUGAAAUUCUAACAAAAUUGAUGCAAGACGCACUCGAAUCUUAUGUUCCUCGUGAAACGAUUUCUUUAAUCAGCACCCGUGAACAAGUAUCAGACCUUCUUCAAUUAGGAAAAUACAUCGAUUUAGUGAUUCCACGUGGUUCAAAUGAUCUUGUCCGUUCUGUACAAAAACAAAGUUUACAAAUACCUGUCUUAGGUCAUGCAGAAGGCAUUUGUCAUGUCUACGUCGAUACAGAUGCAGAUUUAGAUAUGGCUUUACGCAUCAUUCGAGAUUCUAAAUGUGAUUAUCCAAGCGCAUGUAAUGCAAUGGAAACUUUACUUAUUCACAAGGACCUUGUUCGAACGCCAUUUUUUGAAUCAUUGAUUGACUUAUUACGGCUUGAAAAGGUCAAAGUAUACUCAGGUCCACGUUUGGCAACGAUGAUUCCAUUUCCGCCACCAUCAGCAACAUCUCUCUGUGUUGAAUACGGUGACUUGCAAUGUUCAAUCGAAGUCGUUGAUGACGUAAAAGACGCAAUCGAUCAUAUUAAUAAAUUUAGUUCAAACCAUACUGAUUCCAUUGUUACAGAAAAUCAGAAUACUGCUAGUAGUUUCCUUAAUAACGUAGAUAGCGCCUGCGUGUUUCAUAAUGUCAGUACACGUUUCUCCGACGGCUAUCGAUUCGGCUUAGGUGCUGAAGUUGGAAUCAGCACGGGACGUAUACAUGCACGUGGUCCUGUAGGUAUUGAAGGUUUAUUGACAACAAAGUGGAUUGUUGAAGGCCAUGGUGAUGUCGUAGCUGAUUUUACUGAAGGAAGAAAACAUUUUGUUCAUGAAACAUUAAAUUUAACAGAUAAUCAAGAAAAACUAUAUGCUCGAAAAAAAACCGCCUAA
Adineta ricciae is the source of this 2352-nucleotide messenger RNA. The record is from the annotation of a GenBank genome assembly. Lineage: Eukaryota; Metazoa; Rotifera; Eurotatoria; Adinetida; Adinetidae.